Molecule: messenger RNA, 21064 nt
Organism: Coregonus sp. 'balchen'
Lineage: Eukaryota; Metazoa; Chordata; Actinopteri; Salmoniformes; Salmonidae
Source: the annotation of a GenBank genome assembly
AUGGAAGUCCAAAACAAGACGAAAGGAGCAGCCAGGGCCACUUGCCAUUCUGAUAAAUCAGAGGCCAAAGAAGGUGAGCCAAAAUGUCCAGCAGCCCGUGCUCCAGUUCGAGCUAUAAGGAAUUGCCCGUUCUGUGACUUCACAUGCAAAUCGUUUUCCCUCUGACGGUAUGAUGAUGAUGGAGCCCGCCGCCUGGCGAUUUAUCUUUUAAACUCUCCCAUAACUUCCCCCGUUUCAAUCCCCCCGAGAUUGCCUGAAAAUCGAGUUUAUUGCUCGGAGCGCAUUUCCAAAGCCAUUAAGAUACAAGGGACUGUAAUUGAAUGGUUAGGGAGGAUAUUAUUGGAGGAGAUCUUGUGGGUAUAUCCCGUCACUAUAAAGCCUGCUGGGUUUUGAAACGUCCAUGUGUCGUGUUAACAGUGAUGUUAUCAUGGUUGUUUUGCCAGCAGUGUCGAGGGGUAGGAGGAUCAUAAAAGAGCCAGGGGUAGGAAUCUCCCACUUGGAUAUUGUAUUGUUUUAUUUGUAGAGUAGGAAUUCCGUUGUGGGCAUCUGUAUAUCAUGUGAUAUGGGCCGACAGAGUUCAGUGAGCAUGUCAAAAUAUGACCACCGUUUGCUUUCUGCAAACAUUUAUUUGGAAUAUUUUGAUCAACUGUGUGUUUAUGUAAUUGUGGAGGCCAGGUCAUCUGAUGCAGCACUCCAUCACUCUCCUUCUUGGUAAAAUAGCCCUGACACAGCCUGGAGGUGUGUUGGGUCAUUGUCCUGUUGAGAAACAAAUGAUAGUCCCACUAAGCCCAUUUAGCUAUUUAAUUUAGAAUUUUAGGACCCCUUUAGGUAUAAAUAAAAAUGUACAAAAUAUAUUUGAUAAAAUAUUGAAAUUGGCCUUUACUACUAUAGCCUAUAGAAACGCAUUGAAUAACACAUUCAUAAAUGGCAAAAAAGACAGUCAAAAAUAAAUCAUAAUGAGUAAGGUUUUAUAUCUAGGAGAUAUAAGAAAGGAAAUAUAUAUACAGUGGGGAGAACAAGUAUUUGAUACACUGCCGAUUUUGCAGGUUUUCCUACUUACAAAGCAUGUAGAGGUCUGUAAUUUUUAUCAUAGGUACACUUCAACUGUGAGAGACAAAAUCUAAAACAAAAAUACAGAAAAUCACAUUGUAUGAUUUUUAAGUAAUUAAUUUUCAUUUUAUUGCAUGACAUAAGUAUUUGAUCACCUACCAACCAGUAAGAAUUCCGGCUCUCACAGGACUGUUAGUUUUUCUUUAAGAAGCCCUCCUGUUCUCUACUCAUUACCUGUAUUAACUGCACCUGUUUGAACUCGUUACCUGUAUAAAAGACACCUGUCCACACACUCAAUCAAACAGACUCCAACCUCUCCACAAUGGCCAAGACCGGAGAGCUGUGUAAGGACAUCAGGGAUAAAAUUGUAGACAUGCACAAGGCUGGGAUGGGCUACAGGAUAAUAGGCAAGCAGCUUGGUGAGAAGGCAACAACUGUUGGCGCAAUUAUUAGAAAAUGGAAGAAGUUCAAGAUGACGGUCAAUCACCCUCGGUCUGGGGCUCCAUGCAAGAUCUCACCUCGUGGGGCAUCAAUGAUCAUGAGGAAGGUGAGGGAUCAGCCCAGAACUACACGGCAGGACCUGGUCAAUGACCUGAAGAGAGCUGGGACCACAGUCUCAAAGAAAACCAUUAGUAACACACUACGCCGUCAUGGAUUAAAAUCCUGCAGCGCACGCAAGGUCCCCCUGCUCAAGCCAGUGCAUGUCCAGGCCCGUCUGAAGUUUGCCAAUGACCAUCUGGAUGAUCCAGAGGAGGAAUGGGAGAAGGUCAUGUGGUCUGAUGAGACAAAAAUAGAGCUUUUUGGUCUAAACUCCACUCGCUGUGUUUGGAGGAAGAAGAAGGAUGAGUACAACCCCAAGGACACCAUCCCAACUGUGAAGCAUGGAGGUGGAAACAUCAUUCUUUGGGGAUGCUUUUCUGCAAAGGUGACAGGACGACUGCACCGUAUUGAGGGGAGGAUGGAUGGGGCCAUGUAUCGCGAGAUCUUGGCCAACAACCUCCUUCCCUCAGUAAGAGCAUUGAAGAUGGGUCGUGGCUGGGUCUUCCAGCAUGACAAUGAUCCGAAACACACAGCCAGGGCAACUAAGGAGUGGCUCCGUAAGAAGCAUCUCAAGGUCCUGGAGUGGCCUAGCCAGUCUCCAGACCUGAACCCAAUAUAAAAUCUUUGGAGGGAGCUGAAAGUCCGUAUUGCCCAGUGACAGCCCCGAAACCUGAAGGAUCUGGAGAAGGUCUGUAUGGAGGAGUGGGCCAAAAUCCCUGCUGCAGUGUGUGCAAACCUGGUCAAGACCUACAGGAAACGUAUGAUCUCUGUAAUUGCAAACAAAGGUUUCUGUACCAAAUAUUAAGUUGAGACUCAGCCCAUGCAAAAAAAUAGAUAUCUCUAGCUUAAACUGAUUAAUUUAAAGGGGAUUUUUUUAUUUUGUUACUUAAAUUGACACACCGGUGCGUCAAUAGACUCUAGGGGGUUAGGAUCGGGGGUAUUGUUCUCUAUUCUUGCUCUUUCGUAGCUCAAUUAUACUAUUUUAUUAAGAUUGUCUAUGCCACAUUAUACAUUAUUGUUGUCAUGUUGCAAUUUCCUGAGGACUUUUUUUUCCAAUACUCCAUCAACUUUAAAGAGCCUUUACCUCCUUUAAAGCUAAAUAGCAAUGAUUGUUAACAUCAUCGUCACAACCACACUUUGUUUUCAUGUGCUAAUACGCCUGCCAGAAGACUCCAGUUCCAAAGACACAAGAUUUUUUAAUUGUCGGGCAAAGGAAGGGACUUGCUAAUGAUUUGACAGAUGUUCCCACUCUUGAGAAAUUAAAGGCUAAUCUACAAGACGUGUGUGUUUGAGCAUAUUAACAUAUACAGUGCCUAGUGAAAGUCUACACACACCUUGCACAGUCUUCACAUCUUGCAGCCUUAAAAUUAAGCAAAAAAACCUGGAUUAAAUUUGAUUUUUUUCCUCCCCUACUCCACAUUCCUCCCCUACUCCAGAAGUGAAAGAGAAAAUAUAGCAUUUUCUAAAUUACUUCUAAAAAUAAUUUUUCUUGAUUGUGUAUGUCUUCACAACCCAGAGUUAAUACUUAGUGGAAACACCUUUGGCAGGCAUUACAACUGUGAAUAAUUUUAAAUAAGAUUCUACCAACUUUGUACAACUCUUAGGGCAACAUUAUAUCCAUAGUUUUUUUGGGUUGGGGGUCAUUAAUGGACAACUAUAUUCAAACAUUGUCUCUGAUUUUUAUGCCGAUUUAGGUCAGGACCGAGACUGGACCAUUUAGGAACACUCAACACCUAUUGGAAAGCCAUUCUGGUGUGUCUUUGGUGUUAAUAUUUGUGUAAUUGUCCCGUUGAAAAUAAAACUAUCCCAAGGUUAGGUAUUCAGAAAUAAUAAUAAUAUAAUAUGCCAUUUAGCAGACGCUUUUAUCCAAAGCGACUUACAGUCAUGCGUGCAUACAUUUUUUUUGUGUAUGGGUGGUCCCGGGGAUCGAACCCACUACCUUGGCGUUACAAGCGCCGUGCUCUACCAGCUGAGCUACAGAGGACCACAUUAUGAGAAGAUGAGGCAGGGUUUCAUCCAAUGUUUUUUCUGGGUUUGAUCCUUUCAUGUUUCUUUUAAUCUUGACAAACUCCCCAGUCCCUGCCGGUGACAAGCAUACCCAUAAUAUGAUGCUGCCACCACAAUACUUAAAAAUACAGAGGAUUAACAAAAUUGCAUUCACUGCACAUUACUGGCCUGUAUGACAAAGUGAAAAGGAGAAAGUCUGUGUUUAAAAAUUCCACAAAAAAUCUUACAUUCUGUUUGCAACAAGGCAGUUAAGUAACACACAGCAAAUAAAUACACUUUUUGGCACUACACGGAGUGAAACCCUCUGUAUUUUCUAAUAUUGUGGCAGCAUCAUGUUAUGGCUGUGCUUGUCACAGGCAGGGACUUGGGAGUUUGUCAAGAUCAAAAUAAACAUGAAAGGAGCAAAGCCCAGGUAAAAGAUUAUAGGAAAACCUGCCUCAGUCUUCUGAAAACCUGACCCUAGAAUAUAGUUUUAUUUUUCAUCGGGACAAUUACACUGAUUUUCAUACUGAAGAAACACCAGAAUGGCUUCCCAAGAAGUGUCGAGUGGUCAUGAGUGGUUCAGUCUCAGGCCUGACUUACAGUGCAUUCAAAAAGUAUUCAUACCUGUUGACUUAUUCCACACUUUGUUGUGUUAUAGCCUGAAUUCAAAAUUGAUUAAAUAUAUACAGUACCAGUGUCACGCCCUGACUCAGGGGACUCUUAUAUGUUGAGUCAGGGUGUGAAUGUUCUAUGUUAGUAUUUCUAUGUUUCUAUCUAGUAUGUGUAGUUCUAUGUUUGGCCGGGUGUGUUUCCCAAUCAGAGGCAGCUGUCGCUCGUUGUCUCUGAUUGGGGAGCAUACUUAGGCAGCCUAUUGGCAAUUAGGGGUUGUGGGUUCUUGUUCCGUGUUUAGGCUAGUUUUGUGUUCAGCCUUUGGACUUCACGUUUCGUUUAGUUUGGGUUGUUGUUUUGUCAUGUGUUUAUCAGUUUAAUAAACAUGUAUUCAUAUCACGCUGCGCCUUGGUCUGACCCGUCCUUAAACGAACGUGACAGAAGAUCCCACCAAACACGGACCAAGCAGCGUGCCCAGGAGCAGACAGCCUAGACAUGGGAGGAGAUCCUGGACGGAAAGGGAUCCUGGACAUGGGAGGAGAUUCAGGCUGGGAUGGAUCGCCGUCCUUGGGAGGAGACAGUGGAGGCCCGGUAUAAAGAGGAGCAACGGCAACGCAGAAGUAGCCGGCCGAGGAGGAAGCCCGAAAAGCAGCCCCAAUAACAUUUUUUUGGGGGGCUAAAGGGGUGGUCGGGGAGCGAGAGAGAAGAGCCCCGACCACUGCACCCGGUGGGUUUCCAGAUGAAUUCCCUAUGACCAUGGGAAGAAGAGUGGGAACAGUUUUAUACUGAGGAGUCGGAGGAUGACGACGAUGAUGAGUUUCUGUUCCCUAACUCGUGGGGGCUCCCGGAGGAGUCCUCACUGGAGGAGGAGUGCCGAGAGAGAGAGAAGGAUCGGAUCGGCAGGGUAAGAGAGGAGGCCACCAUAUUACGGGGGCUGAUAGCUAGAAUAGAGCGGGAGAGAUCCAGUCAAGAGGAGGCACUGCAGGAGGCUCGUAGGGAAAAGGAGGAAGUAGAGGCACGGAGAGAGGAGCUAGUUAGGCAGCAUAAGGAGCGGGGGUUAAUAAAGGAACCCAGUCCUGCUCCUCGCACCAAGCCAGUGGUGCGUGUUCCCAGUCCGGCCUGGCCCGUACCUGCUCCUCGCACCAAGCCAGUGGUGCGUGUUCCCAGUCCGGCCCGGCCUGUGCCUGCUCCUCGCACCAAGCCAGUGGUGCGUGUCGCCAGUCCAGCCCGGCCCGUUCCUGCUCCUCGCACCAAACCAGUGGUGCAUGUUCCCAGUCCGGCCCGGCCUGUUCCUGCUCCUCGCACCAAGCCAGUGGUGCGUGUCGCCAGUACGGCCCGGCCCGUACUGUCACGCCCUGACUCAGGGGACUCUUAUAUGUUGAGGCAGUGUGUGAAUGUUCUGUGUUAGUAUUUCUAUGUUUCUAUCUAGUAUGUGUAGUUCUAUGUUUGGCCGGGUGUGUUUCCCAAUCAGAGGCAGCUGUGGCUCGUUGUCUCUGAUUGGGGAGCAUACUUAGGCAGCCUAUUGGCAAUUAGGGGUUGUGAGAUCUUGUUCCGUGUUUAGGCUAGUGUUGUGUUCAGCCUUUGGACUUCACGUUUGGUUUGGUUUGUUGUUUUGUCGUGUGUUUAUCAGUUUAAUAAACAUGUAUGCAUAUCACGCUGCGCCUUGGUCUGACCCGUCCUUAAACGAACGUGACAACCAGUCAAAAGUCUGGACACACCUAAGGGUUUUUCUUAAUUUGUACUCUUUUUUACAUUGUAGAAUAAUAGUGAAGGCAUCAAAACUCUGAAAUAACACAUAUGAAAGUAGUACCAAAAAAGUGUUCAACAAAUCAAAAAAUAUUUUAAAUUUGAGAUUCUUCAAAUAGCCACCCUUUGCCUUGAUGACAGCUUUGCACAUUCUUGUCAUUCUCUCAACCAGCUUCACCUGGAAUGCGUUUCCAACAGUCUUGAAGGAGUUCCCACAUAUGCUGAGCACUUGUUGGCUGCUUUUUCUCCACCAUCCAACUCAUCCUAAACCAUCUCAAUUGGGUUGAGGUCGGGGGAUUGUGGAGGCCAGGUCAUCUGAUGCAGCACUCCAUCACUCUCCUUCUUGGUAAAAUAGCCCUGACACAGCCUGUAGGUGUGUUGGGUCAUUGUCCUGUUGAGAAACAAAUGAUAGUCCCAGUAAGCCCAAACCAGAUGGGAUGUUUUAUUGCUGCAGAAUGCUGUGGUAGCCAUGCUGGUUAAGUAUGCCUUGAAUUCUAAAUAAAUCACAGACAGUCUCACCAGCAAAGCACCCCCACACCAUAACACCUCCUCCUCCAUGCUUUACAGUGGGAACUACACAAGCAGAGAUUAUCCGUUCACCCACACCGCGUCUCACAAAGACACGGCGGUUGGAACCAAAAAUCUCAAAUUUGGACUCCAGACCAAAGGACAAAUUUCCACCAGUCUAAUGUCCAUUGCUCGUGUUUCUUGGCCCAAGCAGGUCUCUUAUUAUUAUUGGUGUCCUUUAGUAGUGGUUUCUUUGCAGCAAUUCGACCAUGAAGGCCUGAUUCACACGGUCCUCUCUGAACAGUUGAUGUUGAGAUGUGUCUGUUACUUGAACUCUGUGAAGCAUUUAUUUGGGCUGCAAUUUCUGAGGCUGGUAACUCUAAUGCACUUAUCCUCUGCAGCAGAGGUAACUCUGGGUCUUCCAUUCCUGUGGUGGUCCUCAUGAGAGCCAGUUUCAUCAUAGCGCUUGAUGGUUUUUGCGACUGCACUUGAAGAAACUUUCAAAGUUCUUGAAAUGUUCCAUAUUGACUGACCUUCAUGUCUUAAAGUAAUGACGGACUGUCGUUUCUCUUUGCUUAUUUGAGCUGUUCUUGCCAUAAUAUGGACUUGGUCUUUUACCAAAUAGGGCUAUCUUCUGUAUACCCCCUACCUUGUCAUAACACAACUGAUUGGCUCAAACGCAUUAAGAAGGAAAUACAUUCCACAAAUUAACUUUUAAGAAGGCACACCUGUUAAUUGAAAAUUCAUUCCAGGUGACUACCUCAUAUAGCUGGUUGAGAGAAUGCCAAGAGUGUGCAAAGCUGUCAACAAGGCAAAGGGUGGCUAUUUGAAGAAUCUCAAAUUUAAAAUAUAUUUUGAUUUGUUUAACACUUUUUUGGUUACUACAUGAUUCCAUAUGUGUUAUUUCAUAGUUUUGAUAUGUUCACUAUUAUUCUACAAUGUAAAACAUUGUAAAAAUAAAGAAAAACCCUUGAAUGAGUAGGUGUGUCCAAACUUUUGACUGGUAGCGUAUUUUUCUCACCCAUCUACACACUAUACCCCAUAAUGGAAAAGUUAAAUAAUGUUUUUAGAAUUUUUAGCAAAAUUAUUGAAAAUGAAAUACAUACAUAUCUCAUUUACAUAAGUAUUCACACAUUUACAUGUUAGAAUCCCCUUUGGCAUCAGUUACAGCUGUGAGUCUUUCUGGGUAAAUCUCUAAGAGCUUUGCACACCUGGAUUGUACAAUAUUUGCACAUUGUUCUUAAAAGUAUUCUUCAAGCUCUGUCAAGUUGGUUGUUGAUCAUUGCUAGACAGCCAUUUUCAAGUCUUGCCAUAUAUUUUCAAGCCUAUCUAAGUCAAAACUGUAACUAGGCCACUCAGGAACAUUCAAUGUCAUCUUUGUAAGCAACUCCAGUCUAUAUUUGGCCUUGUGUUUUAGGUUAUUGUCCUGAAUUUUUCUCAAAGUGUCUGUUUGAAAACAGACUGAACCAGGUUUUCCUCUAGGAUUUUUAUUGACUCAAGGCUUUUCAUUUUGAAUUAAUUUGUAAACAAUUCUAAAAACAUAAUUCCACUUUUACAUUAUGGGGUAUUGUGUGUAGGCCAGUGACACAAAAUCUUUUUUUAAUAAUCCAUUUUAAAUUCAGGCUGUAAUGAAGCAAAAUGUUGAAAAAGUCAAGGGGUGCGACUACAUUCUGAUGCACUGUAAAUCUGCUUAAAAAUCAGAGACAAUGUUUGAAUCUUGCUGUGCAUCAAUGAUUUCCAAACAGAUUUACUGAGCUUGAGCAAUUUUGACAAAAAUAACGGAUCAUACUUGCCCAAAGAGUUGUGCAAAGUUGGUAGAAUCUUAUUCAAAAUUAUUCACAGCUGUAAUGGCUGCCGAAGCUCCUUCCAUUAAGUAUUAACUCUGGGGUGUGAAGACAUACGCAAACAUUUUCCAUAAUUUUUUGACUUUGAAAAUGUGGACUAGGUGGUGUAGAUCAGAAGGAAACAAAUCUAAUUGAUUCCCUUUUUAGAUUGAAGUUAAAGGCAGCAAAAUGUGAAAACUUAGCAAGUAGUGUGUAGACUUUCAGUAGCGACUGUAUGUCCUCUUGUGUGUUGGAUUUAGCCUUCCACAAGGGAAUUUCACAAAGGACAAUACAGUCUUCCAGGACAAUCAUACGCAAUCCUCUCUCCUUGAGAAACAUCUCCCUAGAAUUCUUGAAACAAUGUAGAAGUGUAAUUGUACAUAUUCAUAACUUAAUGACACAGUUAGCUCCAUUGAAUCUUCAAAAGGGCAAUCCUGUUCAAGUUUUUUAUUGAUCUUUUGAACCCCAUAGUAUUACUGGACAUGCAUUGCUUGGGGUUAUGAACCAUUUAAACCAUUAGUCAGCACAAUCUUUACUCAGGGCAAGAGGGCAGCAACGUAUAUCUUUAUUUGUGUUUCCUACAGAAUCUGGUGUCUGCAGUAUUCAAGCAUUUAUCAUAUGGGGGUUAUUCCAGUAUAGGAAUCACAGAAAUGGUACAGACACAACAAACAGAUUGACUUAGAAGUUUGUUAUGUAAAUGUAAUAUAAAUGGUAACCUACACCACAUGCAGAGUUUAGCCUUAUUCCAGCUCAUCAAAUCAAAGUGGUCGCGUACACCGAUUUGCAGAUGUUAUCGCAGGUGCAGUGAAAUGCUUAUGUUUCUAGCCAUACAAAAUAAUACACACAUAAUCCAAAAAGUUAAAAAGAAAGAAAUUGACAAAUAUCAGAACGAGCAAUGUCAGAGUCUGGAAUAUACAGUUCAUUCCCUUGACUUUUUCAGCCUUAUUACAGCUUUAAUAAAUAAAUAAAUUAAAUAAAAACAUUUCCUCAUCAGUCUACACACAAUACCCCAUAAUGACAAUACAAAAUGUGGAAAAAGUCGAGAGGUCUGAAUAAUUUCGGAAUGCACUGUAUAUAUAUAUACAGUAUGUUGUAUGAUGGUGUGUAUAGACAGUAUGGACAGUAUAUGAAUUGAAAAGCUGUGUACAGCAGUAGUUAUAUAGGAUGAGCCAUGACUAGAACACAGUAUAUACAUAUACACUGGGAAAAACAGUAUGUAAACAUAAUUAAAGUGACUAGUGUUGAAUGACUCUAUGUACAUAGGGCAGCAGUCUCUAAGGUGCAGGGUAGAGUUCCGGGUGGUAGCCGGUUGGUAACAGUGACUAAGGUUCUGGGCAGGGUACUGGACGGAGGCCGGCUAGUGGUGACUGUUUAACAGUCUGAUGGCCUGGAGAUAGAAGCUGUUCAUCAGUUUCAGUCCCAGCUUUGAUGCACCUGAACUGUCUUCCCCUUUUCAGUUGUGUUUCGCUGCGCUAAGCUAACUGCUAGACUCCGGACCUGGGCUUUUCUUUCAUUAGGUUUUUGUAUUUCAUGCUCUCAGGAGCAGAACCAAUUCAGUCAGUGUAUCCUUUUGCUCUGUUGCUCAUUAGCCCAAUAGGAAAAUUAAAAGGCUCACACUAGUUCCAUAACAUAAUUAAAGGGAUGCUUGGGUAACAGCUUUUUGUUCAUUCAUUGUCUCACUGAAGAACUGCAUCGGCACCCUUACUGGCCACACACAAAAGUUCUCUGUUUUUCCAAUAUGUUUUCUGUGCCUUUGGUACUAUAUGGACACUUUCAAUAGAACAAUCAGUGACGAUAGCAAUAUGUGGAGGACUGGGGUUUCUUUUGGGUUGCCGGUGAAUUUCAAAUAAUAUCAAAUAAUAAAUAUGGCGGCGUUGUGGGAAAUUGAAUAGAACACCCACAAUCCCUUUGGAAAAGUCCACAUGAUAAUAUGGAUAGCUAGUUGGGUGGAAGAAAUCCUUGGAGAUGUGGGCAUGGUUUAAAUUAAAUGUACAUUAAACCUCUUGUUUACUCAGUUUUUACACCUAGUUUCAUAAAUUAUAUCUUGACGUAUGAACUCAUUAUGUUUUCCCUAUGCAUAUUUUACCAUAAAACAAACAACUUCAUGCAGUAAUGUUGUGCCUUGCCAACAAAACACUGGCUAAUUGAGCCUCUCUCUGUCUAUUCUACUUUUUUCAGCUUGAUUAAUUCAAAGAAUGCGUGCAAACACACAGCACCAUAAUCACUCUGCUUUUCAGUGUGAUGUGUGCUCACACACAGAAAACAUCAUUUUGCAUGCUUCUUUGAUAUAUGGAAGUAAAUGCAUGCACACACACACACACACACACACAUUUUAAUUCUUACAUUCAAGCACCCUGGUCAAACAAAAGUGGCUGUCACACAUCUCUCUAUGUCUAACGGGUGAUCUAAUUACCGGCUGGCUUUCUUUCUUUACAGAAGUGUUCCAGCUCACCCUGCCCGAUGACCAGAAAUUGAUUAUCACCACGGUAACCGUUGGCCAGAGUGCCAUCUUGACUUGCGCAAUCACGGGGGACCAGAGACCUCCCAUCAUCUGGAAACGCAACAAUCAGGUUCUCAACUCGCUGGAUUUGGAGGACAUAAAUGUAAGUACUGCCUGCAGCCCCACCUGAAAUACAACUGAACUUCUAGCUUUGUAAGACACACGCAUGCACACACACAUACAUGCUCUCUUUAACCUGGACAAAUCAAAAGGUUGACCUAUAGCUUUUGAACAACAUUUUGGGUUUGACAGUUAUUCACAAUGUCAGAUAUUCAGUCUGCUGUGAGGGUUACCAUAGGGGUUCAGCUCCGAUGGGGAAGCACCUAUUUUUACUUCCCGCUGAGCGUGUCAUUGUCUCUGACAUUGUCUGUGUGCUGUAUCUGUUGGUAGCCCCCGACAACCAUCAUGUCGCUUUCAUCCUUCUUCAAAGACAGGACACUGAAAGACUGGAGGUGCAGUGAGUCACCAGGCAACACUGCCCACUCUCUACAUUCUCCCCCUUCAGGGUUGGCCAAGCUAUAGCUGACUCGACCGUGCAUAAUUGAGUCAACACUGUCGCAUUAGAUAAAGGAGGUCCAGCGAUGCCGCCAAUGUAACAUUAAAUGUUGAUGACCCUUAAAACUGUGCGAGGAGGUGCACAGCUGCCGCCAGUCAUCGCCGAGCACCAUCAUCUCUGGAAUUGGAUUUCUGUCCCCACUGUUUCCAAGCGCUUCGGCUGCUUAUGAUCCUCCAUUUACAUGAAGAUGGGAAUCUUCUUCUUUCUUGGCCCCAUCCAUCGCCUACUCUCCAAGGUGCUUGAUGACUUGCAUGUGAAAGCAGGCACACUGCCAUUUACCCCCCCAGUCCCCUCUAUAAUAAAUUAUUAAUAAUUCUGUACGGCACGCUGACUUGGGAAUGCAUCAAAACCAGCCUAUGCCAAGUUGGAUGAAAGUGAGUGAGCUAGAUUGAACUCUUGGGUAAAGUAAGGGCCUUGUCAGGUCAAGUUAGGUCGACGUUGAUGUUAUUCGGCUCCUGUAUAUGGUAGAUAUUUCCUAGGACUGUUUUACUUUACUCGCUCCAUGUGUUCCUUGGGUAGCAUCGAGCAACCGCUGAAGACAUCCAAUGGAGUUCAGAGGCUUUGCAACCUGAAGGGGGGUCUUUGUUUCCUCCUCUUCACAUAGAAGCACUUAUUUCCCUGUUGAAUUGAAGAAGACAUGUUUUAUUGUUAGCGUCGACAUACAGUUAGUUGAUGUCAACUCUUAUUGUACUAACUGGUUCCUAAUCCGAUGUGCUGUGAUGCAGUAGAAAACCAACCUUACACGGUGUUGCAGUGUUACGGACUGUAACAGCUCAAUUGAAUUGGACACUACACUGUAUUGUAUGCGCACUAUUUAAAUUCAGUCACAGGCAAAUGAAGUCAAGUUGGGAUACCUUCAUUCUGUUGUGUUAGCAUCAAUGUCCAUGCCAUUCAGGUUAACUGUAUUCUGCCCACGGCUUCAUCAGUGUGAGCUCAACUUUGAUCCCGGUGUCUGUCAGCGUCGGAUUUAUUUUCCUGCAGUCGUCUAAAAUUGCCCUCGUACACGACCUUGGGCAGAUGAUUUCUGCAGAUGGCCUACUGAUAUGAACUGUUAACAGUUAACCACUGUUGUGGUCCUCUGUAGCUCAAUUGGUAGAGCAUGGUGCUUGUAACGCCAGGGUAGUGGGUUCGACCCCGGGACCACCCAUACGUAAAAGCGUCUGCUAAAUGGCAUAUUAUUGUUAUUAUGAACAGCCCACCAGCCAUGUUUUUUCUAAACAUAAAAAUGUGUGUACCAAGCGUUUUAUUACUAACUAGACUAAGCAAAAUACCAAGCGAAAUACUAAUGGAACAUCAGCAAAAACCCAAAACCGGCUUACCCUAGAUUAUUUAUUGCACUUAGUCUUGCAGCUAAGCGCCAACAGAGUUUUUCAUAGCAAAACAAGUGGAUUUAUAUGCACCUGGUGUUCACCAACCUCCUCUGUGAACGCCAUUUACCCAAUUUCACCAAGGUUCUGGCAUAAUUGUGCCUUUUAAUAUGCCAAGGCCUGAACUGCCAACACUAAUUACAGUUCUAUUUCGGUGAAUGGAUUUCUAGGAUUUAUACUGUCUAAUUUAACAGACCACUUCCCUUAAGAAUGGAUGUUAUUUCAAAAACAAUCUGUCAACAGUCCGACUCAGUUAAUCCCACAUUAAUCCUAAUGGUGUGCUCUUAUUAUGGAGUUCAAUAGAGCCGGUCUCCAUUUUGACAAAGCAGCUUACUCUAAUCCAUGAAUAUGACAGUUGCUGGGCAUUGCAUCAUCAUCCUCAGCUAUUAGCUGGUAUUAGGAUGCUCCAGACAGGAGAAGGCUGAAGCAUGAUAAAGGCUGCAAGGAUGAGUGCACUGCUUGGGAAAGUAUCUACAUGGAGUCUUGUGCGGUGUCUAGACCCGUCCGGCGUAGAAGCUUAAGGAAUUAAUGUGGAAUUGUAAUAGAGGAGACAGUCUGUCUCGGUGCUGUCCUUAUCUUGAGAGUCUUGGUUCGCCCUGACCAAGGGUAUUAUGGGUAUUGUGGUUUAUCUCCCAAUGUUCAGGGGCCUAUAGUACUGAUUGGGGUAUAACAGCUAACAUAUUAAUCUCUAUAGGCAUACUUCACACUGCAUGUAUAUGUUGAACUAUAAGACCUAUGGACCUCUCUCUAUUCAAUAUACUGCCUCUGUAAAUACUCCAAUUCAUAUCCAUUGUCUGAUACACAAAAUGCAUGAAUAAAUGUAGCUGUAUAAUGAGUAGUGUAACAUGGUGGAAAGCCUGACAACUUUUUAUGUCGUGUCAUGUCUUCCUUCAAUGUUAACCUUCACUCAACCCUUCCUUUUAACUAACAUCCAAAUAUUUCAAUUGUGUUCUUUCUCCCCAGCAGAUCCCAACACAGGUAGGUUUUAUCGGAACUGACAUCACCACAGAAGUGUGUACUAUGUCAUCCACAAUAAAAAGCCCACAAAGCUAAUGCAUUCUGACAUUUCUCUGUCCCGGAUACAUUCGACCUUGACAUCAUAUUGAGGAAGUCGGCUUGUACAGCUGGCCUCACGUCCUGCCCUGUAUUAGGGUCAAGAUGCCAAUGAGAUGGUUCCUUGGUGCUCUUUAAGAGGUCAGCUGAUCAUGCAAAGGGUUGCUAAGAGAGAGCACGGCAGCCAUUUUUUCUAUCAGGAUGGCCUGUAAAUACGAUUCCUUCUGCUCUUUUCGCUCCUCUGUCUCACCGUCUCACCUUCCCUCAGAUAUGUCUGAGGGGUGGAGGGGAAGGUGGGGUGGUGGAAGGGAGCGGGGUCGAUUGCCUCCAGUGCCUCUAGUUCCACCCCUCCGAGUUUCAUUUCUCCCCCCAUUCAUUUUUCAUUUAAAAGGGUGACAAUAUGCUCUCCGCAGAGGGGCCAAAACACGCCAUCAAUUCCCUUUACACAGCGACGGUAUGAUGAUCCGGUACAGCCUGAGCCUCACAAUCCCACACCUGAUCGCUGUUUAUUUGGUCAUAGAGGCUGUACCUGCCAUACAUUGCGACCCAUGCCUAUCCUUUAUAGCUGUCUUGCAGGUGUAUGUAUGGGACGACAUGUGCUGACUCUGAGACCUGAACAAUGGCAUCAGACAUGAUCGGAAUUCUAAUUGAAUUAUGACAAGAAACACAGAUUUGCUUUCUUUCUUCAGGUCUGUCUGUGUUUUCAGCAAGGAAAGCUGCCUAAUCAAAUUAGAAUUAAUAGAUUUUAAUCAACUAACUGAAGUAAGAAAUACUCCCAGGAGAAAUAGUAAAUUACCUCGGAAAGUAUGAAUCUUGAUAGGUGUUAAAUGAGGAAGUGAAUUUAAGUUAUUUCCAGAUGGUUGCAUUACUUCAAUACAGUGUAUGGAUUCAUUAGCUUUGGGGCUUAUUUCAAUGUACUGUAACAGCUGUAUUCUUAAUGUAUUUUUUCGUCUUUUUGUAUUUUUCUUCUUACUCAGCACCUAUUUGUGUUCACCACCAGCUUGAUCAUGACAGCAUACAUUCAAUUGGUUUCAGUUGUUCGUCAUGACUUUGGUAGCCUCACAGAUUGGCUUGUCAUUUGAAGUUGCGCAGUGAAACUGUUGUAUUUGUGUUGCAUAGGCGUACAUUUUGUUUUUACAUCCUCUCAUUUAGCUCUUUUCAGUGAUUACUCAAAAUGGCAUUUUCAAUUGAUUAUGCUGAACAUUAAGAACAUUAGUUUGCAUUGACUUGGCGCGCUCUGAUAUUUCUUAAUGUCUUGUUUUUUUCUUGUUUUUCUUUUGCUGUUUUACAAAAGUUCCAAUAACACACUGAUUUUCUCUGCUGCAAGCCCCAUUGCCAUAUUGCCUGAACACAUUGUGCACAUUCACAAAACAUUUUCAUUUUCAGAUCCGAACACACAAUAUCAUUCAUACUGAGGUGAAUUCGAUUUUGAACUCAUUGGUUUUUGUCCUACACAUUCAUUGUGACGUCCCUCUUUCUUCUUCUGCAGGAUUUUGGAGAUGACGGCUCAUUGUACAUCACCAAGGUGACAACCACCCAUAUGGGGAACUACAGCUGCCAUGCUGACGGGUUCGAGCAGCUCUCACAGACGCACACGCUCCAGGUGAACGGUAAGCAGCCGCCUCUGCUCGGCGGGAACAGAAUGGUCGCUCUUACACUUCCUUCCGUCACAGCCAAACGCCUAUCCACGCCAAAUGCUGCUAAAUCACACCUAAGGGUGCACCUUGAUACUUUGACAUGCCACCAUUGAUACAGAGACAUGUGAGGUGAAAUGAAAUGCUUACAGGACUGUCAAGUUUUCUUUUUUUUCUAAAUACGCUGAAACUGGGAAUACAAUAUGAGCUUGUUGAGAGUGUUGUUUUGAUCGAUAAUUCUGUCAGAGGGAUCAAAUCACUUUCCUUUCUUUCAGGAUUAUCACUCGGUCAGAUUUAGCUAAUCAAAUAGCCCAUUAGUUGUGAGAAAAAGCUUUCAAGUGCUAGAUUUGAAUUGAAUUGCUUUGUAAUUGGAAAGGAGACCAUGUCUUGUCAAUGCCAUUUUUAUAUUAGAGACAUGAAUUGAGGCACACAGGAAAAGAUAGUGCUUGCUGCUGUCUUAAAACACUCACUGCUGCCGAAUUUGUGACAGAAUGAAAAUCGUUUGAAACAGACAGUUUCCAUUAACGAUGACCUAAAAGCACACACAGUACCACUCAACGUGUAGUUAAUGAUAAUGUAUCACUUUAAUUGGUUGAAAAACAAAUUGGCUGGCCUGGGGAAAGGCUGCCUGGCAAAUUAUUUUGGAAAUGGAUGGGGCAAAAAAAUAUAAUUAUGUUGACACAAGUUCAUCUUUGUACUAUCAGCCAUCGGGGUUCACUGAUGGCCUUUCACUCAAUUAUGCAUCAAAACAUUGAAAAAACACACAUCAGAAUUGUCAGGGGAUAAUGUUCACCUUUCUCUGGAAAUACGGUUCAGGGUUCGGUCUAAAAAUACCCUCCUUUGAUAACCACUGCAGUAUAUUAUAUAGAAAUGUGUAAGGGCAUAAGGAUAUGACGUGUUAAAAAACUGUAAGCAAUGCGUUUAAUUAUGGUCAAAUGCUUAUGAUCCAUAGCUGCUUGAGUAAUGCAAAACAACUGCUUACAGCCAGAUGACUCAAUAAAAUCUCCUCUCUACAGGGUUUCCACAUGUUAUUACAUGUGUAUUACAUUGAUUAGUAUCACAUGAUUUUUAGACAAGUUAAUCAGCACUGAGCAAUUGCGGUGCCAAUUUGUGAAAUAAGCCACAUGAGCAUUACUCUUGUGUCCGGGGCUGUUAAUGGUCUAACUUGGUGAAUGUAUACGUAUUCACGUAAAUCGUAGUCCCUCGAUUUCAUAAAGUUGGCUUUCACAGUCGUGGUCCUCAUUGGCUGUAGGGAUGUGGGGCAUCCGUGUAUGUUUCCCUCUCUCUGGUGUUUGGAACCCUCCAUGGGUGGCCCAGAGCUAGCUGUGAGAAUAGGCAGGCAGAAAUACUAAUCACUACUCAGAGAUGAGCAUGGGCCAAGGAAAAAGUGUUUUUUCAUGGUGGGGGGCCAGAACACUCAGAGGGCCCCUAUAAUGGGGCUUGCCUUGGUUGUGAUGCUUGAGAUGCAACAAAGAGAGAGGGCAGGGGACUCAAAGGGGCUACGAGUCAAUUUGGUGAAAAGUUGAAAGUCUGAAACCACCCUCGAUUGUAUUGGCAAGGCUGUCCCCUGAAGGACUGUGUGUGUGCCUGUGUAUGCGGGCAUGUCUGUAUGUGUGCGUGCAUGCCUGUGUGUGUGUGUGUCUAUGUGUGUGUGUAUGUGUGAUACACACCUCCUUUGCCACCAGUGCUGAAGGGAGACUUGCUGUGUGAUUGACGGCAGGCUGGGGAGUUUUAUGAUGGAGCUGUCAACCCUGCUGUGUCCCAUCCUCCUAUCACUACGUCUCUUGACACUCCUAGGAAGACAUCAGGCUACAACACGUCUCCAAUUCUGUCGGAAUCUAGUUUUGAGUGUAAAAACCACUAUGACAAUAUUUCACUUUGUGCCUGUCCGGAGCUAAAGGAAAUGGUGAUUCGAACAGAAACAAGAAGUCUGUUUGCAGAUGCUUGCACAGCAGAAAGAUUGAGGAAUUUUUGGGAGGGAGGGAGGGAGGGAGGGAGGGAGGGAGGGAGGGAGGGAGGGAGGGAGGGAGGGAGGGAGCACCAAAGCACUUACAUUAAAAAUAAGAAGUGUUUAGAGAAAUAUUUUGUUUUUAUUCUAGGUUAAUAAGACCUUAUACAAGGUGUGCUGGCUGUAGUAUAUCAAUUGGAAGUGGAAACGUGGAGUUUAAAGGCCUUCGCUAUGUAAAGACGGCACGACCUCAAAAAUUGUCACCUAAUGACAUGGUAUCGAUGUAACCGGUGGGAAUCCGCUACAUAUUGUUUUUUAAUUAUGUUUGAUAUAAAGAGUCAAACAACAUUUUCAACUAUACAUUUAAUGGAUUUUAACAGUGUUAGUUCUGUCAGCUGGCUACAUGUAUCUUACACCUGCCAUGUCUCGUUCCGGUUGGCAUUCCGGUUGGCAUGUUUGGCAUUCCUGGGUGGCAUUCCUUCAAGCUGAGGCAGGUGGAACGUACCAGGUUCUAGGAACCAGAAUGCUACUGGGAGCAGAUGGCCAUGGCACCAAAUCACUCUCUAGUCUCACACUCACCUGGCUGGCCAAAGGCUUCCGCUCCCUAAUCAAGCCCACAGGAAAUAGUCUCUGCAGCCAGGGGCACUCCUCUUCUCUCUCCUAUGCCAGCCUACCAGGGUAGCAGGGUGGCAAUCUUUUCUGAAGCCUUGGUGUUACUGCUCUUUACAAGUCAAUUUUAAUCGUCAACAGUCUAUUGAUGCACCUGUGCAUAACAUAAUAAAAACAUCCACAUCAAAAUCUGUCAGUUUAAGCUAGAUAUAUGGGCUGCAUGGGCAUCCUCCUUUGGCGGCCUUCCGCAUCUGCGGAGGAAGGUGGUUGAGCUACAGCGGUGUUUGUCAGACCAUGAGACAUCCCGAAAAUCGGUCUUCUUACGAAAACGUCUGUAGCGUCCAAACGGUUUGGCCUACAAACAGACACCGUAUGAAUUUUUUUUUUACUGUCUUUUUUGCCAUUUAUGAAUGUGUUAUUCAAUGCGUUUCUAUGGGCUAUAGUAAUAAAGACCAAAUUCAAUAUUUUUUCAGAUAUUAUUAUGUAACUUUUUUAUACCUAAAGGGGUCCUAAAAUGUUAAAUCAAAUAGCUAAAUGAUCCAUGGAAUGACCAUCUUAAAUAAUUCCGUAUGUUAGCUUAGGCUUUUAGAGGUUAAAUGGUAUUACUGGUAUUUUUUUAACCUCUAUUUUAAAGUGGGUAAAUAGGCCAUAGAUUUGGGGUACAUUUGCUGUGACCCAAAUGUCAAUGACAGGAUAGCAUGUUGGAGUGGUCUGAUGUUCCCAAUAUACCUCUAUCAGGUCAUUACUCUUAAAUUCAACAGAGAAAGUGAAGUACAGAGAAGCAUACUGUCACAAACUGCCAUAUUGCCUUUGUUUACAAUGAUUCCUCCACAUUAAAAGUACAGCAAUAUUGGAGGUGCACUUGAUGAGUCAAUAGUGCAUUGACACACAUUGAUUAAAUUAAACCUUUGUAACUAAUUUUUCAAUAAUUAAAAUAUUUGUUUAGCUCUCUUUGACCUUUGUCAUAAUACUUGAAUUAUCAAUUAAUAGAAUGUGCUAUCCAUUCUAAGGAUUAUUCAAAUAUAUUAUUUAAAUUUUACACUUAUAUUAACAAAUAUGCUAACAAGUCAUAGGGUCCCUGCAUAAUAACUAUGUCACACCUUCAUAAGCAAUGCAUAAAAAUUACUCUUGUCAAAAACUGCAGGUUAACCUAUGGAAUUAUGUGUCUAUUGCUUAUAAAUGUCUGGACAUUCAGUAUAGUACAUUGCUUAUAAAUCUGUUAUAUACGAACACAUCUUAAGUAAAGUUGUUAGACAAAAGUCGUUUUUUUUUGUGUCUCUUCUUGCAGCUCCUUUCCCCCUCAUCCCCUUGCCUGACAAAAGAUUGCACAAAAUCAAUGGUCGCCCAACAAAAUCAAUGGCCAGCCCCACCGAGGUUCUCUCCCUUAUUUAUCAAGCUGAUUUGUUUGGUUUGCGCGGAUCUCGCCGAGCACACCAAUGUUCUAAUGGCAUUCAGCGUAUGCUGGAAAUGCACUUGAUCCUAUUGAUGGUAUGCUACUGCAGAGUGAGAAGUGAAAUGGACUUGGCAGACACUCUAAAAGAAAACGUAUCAUCCAAUAAGGCUGCCUCAUUCCUCAAAAGCCCUUUCCCUUUCAACAAAGUGUGUGGACCUACAUUCAUCUUCUCUUCCUUCUUCCCACAAUGCAGUUCCUCCCGUCAUCCGGGUCUACCCAGAGAGCCAGGCCCGGGAGCCAGGGGUGACGGCCAGUCUCCGUUGCCAUGCUGAGGGUAUCCCCAACCCACAACUGGCAUGGCUGAAGAAUGGCAUGGACAUCGCUACCAAGCUGUCCAAACAGCUCACCCUGCAAGGUGGGUUCCAUCUAGUCGCUGGGGGGGAAUAGGGUUAGAAAUCGAAUCUAGCAACGCUGGCAUACAUCUGGGUCAUGUUCAGUAGGGUACACCGAAGCGAAACGUUUUGCAACCAAAAUGGAAAAUAUGUGUUCUUAUUGGACAGGUUAAGCUAGUACCUCCCUGUUUCGCUCCAUUUAAAAACAUUUUAUUCUAGUGUCAAAAUUGACUACAAAGUGUACAUUUGGAAAUUGUGGUUAUAAAGUCAGUGUCGUCUAUAACGGAGUUUGGAACAUUUGUGCGUCAUAAUGAAGGUUGGGUUUUGAUAAGACAAUGUCCAUUUGCCCACUAACAUGGGGUGAACAGCUGCGGUGAUUGCUCUCUAUCCAAUAGCAUAGACAGUGACACAGGCCUGCCUAGCAGCUCCGACAUUGUUUACAUACGACAACACAUCACACAUUUUUGUACUUGAGAAAUACUGCACCAAACACCUUAGUUAGAUGUAAAAUUGCACAACUAAAACAUCUUCAGCAAAAAUGUCAAAAUUAAUUACACAUUUCUUGAGUUAUCUUAGAUUCAUUCUGGAGAUUUUAAGGAAGUGAAAUAGGCUUCUGCGUUUACAGUGUCUCAUGGGGGACAAACAUCAUUAACCAAACAUGGAAUCGGUCAGGAAACACUCCUCCAAGACUGAAAUAUCGUUUUUCUUAUGAGCAACAGAAAAACAAUCGACGUGUUCAGUGGCUCUUCUUAGUGCUUUCUUCUGCAUGGAUGACUGGUCCAAUGUUAAACCCCUAAAUCCGUUCUUAGGGGUGUGACACCAAAAUCAUUCCCCAGAUGAGCAGACACCCUACCGUUAGCGACAACUACAUCAACACAAUACACAAUGACUCCCACUGCAUGGGACAACUUUGCAAGGUCUCCCAUUUUGACUUCUUCCAAUCCUGUUAAGACCCCUCACUCUCCCGUCUCCUAUCCUAUUAGUCUCAGUUAUGUAAUGGGAUGACCUUGAUCAAAAUAGGCAAACAUCUCUGAAAGUGGCACUGGCAACACACAAAUUGUAUUUUAUCUGUCUGUGCCACACUUACUGACAGUGUCUGUGUGCGUGUGUGUGCAUACGUGCGUCUGCCUGUCUUGUCUGUCUGUCUGUCUGUGCGCAUCUGUCUGUGUGCUCAUGUUUUCUUUUUUGUCGACCAGCUAACGGAAGCGAGGUGCACAUCAGCAACGUCCACUUCGAGGACACGGGAGCAUACACCUGUAUCGCCAGAAAUGACGCCGGGGUGGACGAGGACAUUUCCUCCCUGUUUGUGGAGGAUUCGGCACGCAAGACCCGUAUGUAUAAGUCAUGA